GCGCAGCCGGAAAAGGACAAACGGUGAUAAGAUUUCUACAUCGGUCAGUGAAGCUCUGUAUGUCUCACCUCUCUGGAAAGUAAAAAGAAGUGAUAUGAUGUGUUUUAAUGGUCGGCGCAAAUCAAGAUUUUACCCAUAAGCACCAUGUUGUGUAGAAUCUGACCCUAGUGAACUCUACAGAAGCAAAUUCUCUCACACCGUGGUUCAGAACAUAGAUCAUCACCAGCAUAAAAAUGGUGGAUAACCGAUACGCCACGGCGCUGGUGAUCGGCUCCGUGCUCAGCCUGCUGGCCAGCGUGUACCUCUCGGUGGCGGUCGGCACUCAGCACUGGUACCAGUACAGAAGCCCACCGCCCAGCAACGAUGCCAAAAACGCGUCGGACCUGCAGCAGCUCAAGACGGCGUUUCGGAGCGAAGACGUGGACGAGAAGACGUACAGCGAGGCUCUGUUCAGGCUGAACGGCACGCUGGGACUGUGGUGGCGCUGCAUACUGGUUCCUCAGAACUCUCACUGGUUGAAAGAACCUGAUCUUAAAAUGGAGACGGUGUGUGAGGUGUUCUCUCUGUCUCAGCAGUUUGAACCCAAAUACAGACCUCUGACCAACGGCAGCAAGGAAGAAGAUCCUCUCCGUACCUAUCUGUGGCGGUGUCGGAUCGUGUUCCCGCUGGUGUCUCUGGGUCUGGUGUUCCUGGCUGCGCUGACCGGGGUGUGUGCCUGUCUGUGUCGCAGCAUCACCCCGACGCUGGUCAUUGGGUUACUCCACCUGCUGGCUGGUCUGUGCUCGCUGGCGACGGUGUGCUGCUUCCUCGCCGGGAUCGACCUCCUGGAGCAGGCGUUCCAUUGGCCGGAGAGAGUCGGCGAGAGUCUGGGCUGGUCGCUCUACCUGGCGCUGGUCUCCUCUCCACUGCAGAUGAUGGCUGCCGCUCUGUUCACGUGGGCCGCCAGGAGCCACCGCAAGAACUACACGCGCAUGACCGCCUACAGGGUCGCGUAAUCCGCCCGGCCGGUCAGGAGCGUCCAUUUCAUCACAAAACAUGGAUCCAUGUGUUUAUGGACCGCACUUUGUAGGCGUCCGUGUACUUUUGGUCAUACGGUGCGUUAUAAGUAAUGUAGGGAUUGUUUUAACUGUUGUUUUAAGGAAAAAUGAAGGUUUUAAAUGAG
Molecule: messenger RNA, 1162 nt
Organism: Trichomycterus rosablanca
Lineage: Eukaryota; Metazoa; Chordata; Actinopteri; Siluriformes; Trichomycteridae
Gene: cldnd1b
Product: claudin domain containing 1b
Exons: 5
Coding region: 234-995 (253 amino acids)
Cellular component (GO): membrane
Source: RefSeq, a predicted model, not a curated record